This is a messenger RNA of Salmo salar (Atlantic salmon), 4134 nucleotides long. Its product is annotated as frizzled-9. The record is from RefSeq and is a predicted model, not a curated record. Gene Ontology annotation, cellular component: membrane. NCBI's taxonomy places the organism in Eukaryota, Metazoa, Chordata, Actinopteri, Salmoniformes, Salmonidae. Gene Ontology annotation, biological process: non-canonical Wnt signaling pathway; canonical Wnt signaling pathway. Gene Ontology annotation, molecular function: Wnt-protein binding; transmembrane signaling receptor activity.
AAAAGAUAAUGCACUCAAGCGAUUGAGGGAGAGCAAGACAGACAGAGCUGGACAAUUUGACUAUUUUUAAACGACCCAGUAUCCCUCCGUGCUGUGCGCUUGUGUGGUUACAAACAGGAGCCUACUAACAUGGGAUUCUGAAUUGCCUGUCAUCUAAAAAUCUAUUCGGAAAAUAAGGACAUUACCGAGGAUUAUUACGGCAAAUAACGGUUCAACUCAACUGCCUGUUUUGAGAUUGUAAUAUGCGUGCUACCAGUGGUAUAUUAUAGACUCAUUGUUUUCUAUUCUAACUUUCACAGCAUGUUGCCUUCAAUUUGGUAAACAUGUGAAGCGUAUCGUGCUUUUAAAAAAUCGACUGGAUUUGGAACUGUAACAACAAGCACAUUUUUAUUCCCCUUUGUAAUUCGCAUACUGUUCCCAGGAAAAACGUUUUGCGGAGUUUGAUCAUAGGAGAUAACUUUAAUCAGUAUUAAAGUUCUCUCGCCACCUUGGAACGCACGGAUAUGCUACAUUGUUUUCAUCAGAUUUGACAGUGGGGAAAUUUACACGUUUGGCACCAACUCAUCAAUCUGGAAUCGUUACAGCCACAGUUUUUUUCCUCCAAUAAAUUUUUCUCAUGGGCUGAAAUAUUUAACUUUUCUUUUCUGUUUUAAUACGUUAAGUAUUUCGUGAUACAUACACUUUCCUGAUAUCACCAUGGAUGUUUUUAAUUUGAGGAUUGCCAUUUUACUGUGGUGCCAACUUGUUAUUGCUGCAUCCAGCUUGGAGAUCGGAGCCUAUGAUCUAGAGAGAGGCAGACCUGCAAAAUGCGAACCCAUCACCAUCCCCAUGUGCCAGGGCAUUGGCUACAAUAUGACAAGAAUGCCCAACUUCAUGAAAUAUGCAAGCCAAGCAGAGGCCAGCAUCAAACUGAAUGAGUUUGCCCCUCUCGUGGAAUAUGGCUGUGACAUGCACCUGCGCUUUUUCCUCUGCUCCCUCUACGUCCCCAUGUGCACUGACAAAGUGUCCACCACCAUUCCUGCCUGCCGACCAAUGUGUGAGCAGGCCAGGCAAAAGUGCUCUCCCAUCAUGGAGAAGUUCAGCUUCGGCUGGCCUGACUCACUGGACUGCUCCAAGCUACCCACUAAAAACGACCCCAACUCCCUGUGCAUGGAGGCGCCUGAGAAUGACACAAAGCAGGAGACCAAGAAGGGGGAGGGCAUGCUCCCGGUGCCCCCCAGACCCAGGCAGCCCAGCUCAGGUACCAGCGGGCGCUCUGGCACCAGCCUGGGCUCCUGCAAGAACCCGAAGAAGUUCCAGUACGUGGAGAAGAGCCAGUCGUGCGCCCCACGCUGCUCCUCUGCAGUGGACGUGUUCUGGUCAAAGCAGGACAAGGACUUUGCCUUCAUCUGGAUGGCGGUGUGGUCCACACUCUGCUUUGUCUCCACCGCCUUCACCGUCCUCACCUUCCUGCUGGACCCGCAGCGCUUCCAGUACCCAGAGCGGCCCAUCAUUUUCCUCUCCAUGUGCUACAAUGUCUACUCGGUGGCCUUCGUCAUCCGCUCGGUGGCCGGGGCCGAGAACAUCGCCUGUGACCGGGAGAAUGGCGAGCUCUACAUCAUCCAGGAGGGGCUGGAGUCCACGGGCUGCACCAUCGUAUUCCUCAUCCUCUACUACUUCGGUAUGGCCUCAUCCAUCUGGUGGGUCAUCCUCACCCUCACCUGGUUCCUGGCCGCUGGUAAGAAGUGGGGCCACGAGGCCAUCGAGGCCCACAGCAGCUACUUCCACAUGGCCGCCUGGGGCAUCCCAGCCAUGAAGACCAUAGUCAUCCUCACCAUGAGGAAGGUGGCCGGGGACGAGCUGACAGGGCUGUGCUACGUGGGCAGCAUGGAUGUCAACGCCCUGACUGGCUUUGUGCUCAUCCCUCUGUCCUGCUACCUGGUCAUUGGCACCUCCUUCAUCCUCACGGGCUUCGUAGCGCUCUUCCACAUCCGCAAGAUAAUGAAGACAGGCGGCACUAACACGGAGAAGCUGGAGAAGCUGAUGGUGAAGAUCGGUGUGUUCUCCAUCCUGUACACGGUGCCCGCCACCUGCGUCAUCAUAUGCUACUUCUAUGAGAGGCUCAACAUGGACUACUGGAAGUUCCAGGUUCUGGAGAGCAAGUGUGUUUCAUUCCCUGGACGCCGGAACGAGGACUGCUCCCUGGAGGAGUCGGUGCCCACCGUGGCGGUAUUCAUGCUGAAGAUCUUUAUGUCUCUGGUGGUGGGCAUCACCAGCGGUGUGUGGGUGUGGAGCUCCAAGACCCUGCAGACCUGGCAGGGUCUGUGCAACAGGAAGCUGGCAGUGCGGACUAGCAGGAAGCCCUGUGGCAGCGUCAGCUGCAGCAGCUCCCACUGCCACUAUAAGGGCCCAGCCGUGGUGCUCCACAUGUCCAAAACAGACUCUUACAUAGAGAGCCCAACACACGUCUGACACUUCAAGUGACAUUUCUCAAAGUGUUUUGUAAAGACAAUGCCAAAGGGAAAGGAGGCUAUUUUGUUAUGUGAUCAUUUGAAAAGCUCAGGUUGGACUACAUCUGAUGUUCGUUGAGUAGCAAUACCUGAAAGUGACAGUGUUUUUGCUGUCGUUUGGGGACAUUAUCCAAAUUGCUUGCAGUUAAACCACACAGUUUGGUGCACAAGCAGAAUCAGAUAAGCUUCUAAAGGGAACAUUUAUUGUAUAGCAUGCCAUAAAGUUGGUUGUUUCUGCUUAACUAACUGAACAUGAAUGCAAAAGAGAACUUGCAUGGAUGUAUCAAUAUUUGGUUUAUGCUCCCCCCCUGUAAGUUUAUUUAUUGUGUUGUAUAUUUAAUUGCAGGUUCUUCAUGGUGUUUCAUAAGUUUUUGUAUAUUGUAUGUAAGCGCACGUACUAAAGAGUUAUGAGUUAUGAAUAUAGGGCCUGUUGAGAUGUACAAGUGCCUUUUGAAAAUUCAUAUUUUUAUGAAAAAUUGACAUUAAUAAUUUAUAUAUUUUCACUGAUGACUUUACUAUCUCCAUUACUUUACAACAUAUGUCAAAUUGUUAGGGGUAGUUGUCAUAAACAUGAGCAAAGCAAAGACAUUCUACAAUAGCAUAAAAAUGUUUUGGUUUAAAUACCUCCUUUGAAAAUAUUCAUUUUGCCUGAAACGUUUUGAUUUAGAUUUUCUACAGUGCCUCUUCAAAUUGACAAGCUCUACAGUGGUCAUUUUCUUGAGUGGACUUUGAUGACCUUGUGGACCCACCUACAGUAUGAAGCUCUCACUGGCAAAACUAGUCAUAUUUUCCCAAGUGACAUCAGCUGUUAAUUUUAUAUGCCCUUUCAUGUAUAACUCUGUCCUUGCAUUGCAUCAGUGUUCUGUCACAUUUGUGGAAUACAAAAUGCUUGAGUAAAAUGUGAACUAAAAGCUGUGUGUUCCACACAGUUAAGCCUUGUACCAAAUGUGUGGUCUUUUGACAAAAGCGUUAAUAUGUUUUUAACCUGCAGCCUCGGUUGAGGUGGAAAACAGUCAGCGCCUCCAGGCCACUCUGCCUGCCUGUGUUUGUGAAGCUAUGCUGAACUUUCUGUUUUCCAAUGAAACAUCAGCUCCAGCAAAAAUAACUUACAUGGGGUGACAGCAUUCCAUGGUGCGGGAAAGAGAGAGACAGAGUUUUAACGAUGUCAUGACACUGCCUUUAAGGGCAUUUUUCUCUGCGUAUCCCAAAUAUAACACACAGGCAGUCAAAAUGUCAGGCUUUUCAAAAGUUCAGUCUUUAUAAAGCUAAAGAAUACAUGGCAUUAUCCUUGUUGAAUAGGUACAGUAUAGCAGAUGUCUGCUAAUGUGCUGCAGACCCAUUUAUACCUCAUCAUUGCACAUUAGGCCUUAACAAUGAUGAUAUUUACAUUUUGGGCUGGUCCAGCCCACCAGCCUAUCCUUAAAUAGGGACAUUACGGUUUUAUCAUCCUCUCUUCCCUGUUGCUGGUGCCUGCGUCCUGCCUGCGCAGACAUUGUCCAUGGCUUGGCAGCACGUCUCCCCGUGGAGCUGAAACCACAGUUACAUUUCACCAUAAAAAGCUGGGUUUGUAUUGGAGCUGCGCAUUGGGACCCCUCUGUGGUAUGUAAACCACAUGUACCAGUCACAAUAAAGUGAAAUUAAUGUG